GUGACAGCAGGAGGCGCGGAGGAAAAUGAAAGCAAAAGGGAAGCAGUUCCAGUAAAUGGGUGCGGGAGGGGGGCACCGCUUAAAGUCAGUUCGCAGACGCUGCGGCUCCCUCACUCGCACAGAUCCUUUCUCCUGGACCUGCCGCUGACCUGACUCGAACAUGGACUUGGAGGGAGGACUCGAGGAAAUCGUCUCAAAGCUGGGCAUGACAGUGGAGCAGCUGAGGGCCCUGCAGCAGGAGGAGCACAGCAGCUCCUUCGUGACCAAUGACCAGGUGAUGAGGAUGGUGCUGGUGGGGAGAACUGGGAAUGGGAAGAGCUCAUCUGGGAAUGUCAUUCUGGGGGGGAAGUACUUUGAAUCCAAGUUCAGUGCCAGGUCUUUGACCAUCAACUGCUCCAAGGCAGAAGCCGAGGUGUGCGGGCAGAAGGUGGCCGUCAUCGACACCCCGGGGCUCUUCGACACCAGGUUCGGCAUGGGCCAGACCACCAAAGACAUCGGCCAGUGCAUCAGGUUCGCCUCUCCCGGACCUCACGUCUUCCUGGUGGUGGUCAAGCUGGGGAGGUUCACUGAUGAAGAGCAGCAGACGGUGCAGAAGAUCCAAGAGAUCUUCGGUCCAGCAGCUGACAGGUACAGCAUGGUGCUCUUCACUCAUGGAGACCAGCUACCAGGAAGCUUGGAGGAGUUCCUGAAUGACUGUCCGGAGCUUCUGGAACUGGUGAGAAGAUGUAACGGCGAGUACCAGGUCUUCAACAACAAGUCCCCAGAUCGCUCCCAGGUCGUUCAGCUGCUGCAGAAGAUCCACCGAAUCAUGCAGAAGAACGGAGGAAGCCACUACACCAACGGCAUGUUCCAGGAGGCGGAGAGAAUCAUCGAGAGGGAAAAACAGCGUAUACUUGCAAAGAUGGCCGAGAAGAUCCUCCGGGAGAAACAGAAGAUUGAGGAAGACGUGAAAGCUAAAUUAAACCAGGAGAUGGAGACAAUGAAAGCCAUCAUGGAGGCUGAACAGGAGCAAGGCAGGCAGAGGCUGGAGAAAAUGAUGAUGGAGGAAAGGGCCAAAUAUGAGGCGGAGAGAGAGCGAGCCCAAAAACAGUGGGAGGAUGAGAAGAAGAAAAUAGAAGAGAAGAGGAAGGAGCUGGGAGAAAAGGUAGCCAAGGAGAUUGAAGAAAGAAAGAAGGAGAUGCAAACGCAGUAUGAAGAAGCAGCCAGGAAGGAAGCGGAGAGCUGCUGCUACGUCGGGAGUCUGAAUAUAAAUCUGAGCAUGCCUCAAAUAGCGCUUUGGGCCCCCAAGAAGACCUGGGCCACCACACAUGCGCUGCAACUGGCCGACAUGCCCAACAUGAUACGAAUCCAGGGACAGAAGAGCCAGUACGAUAAAUACUCAUCGAUGAAGAAACAUGGCCAAGUUCUGCUCAACUCAGACCAGCUGCAGAAGAUCCACCGAAUUGUGCAGAAGAACAGAGGAAGCCACUACACCAACGGCAUGUUCCAGGAGGCGGAGAGAAUCAUCGAGAGGGAAGAGCAGCGCAUCCUUGCAGAGAGAGCCGAGGAGAUGCGCCGAGAGAAACAGAAGUUGGAGGACAAAAUUAAAUCCAAAUUCAACCAGGAGAUGAAGAGAAACGAAGCAGAGUUCAAGGCUGAAGAAGAACGAGAGAAGCAGAGGCUGGAGACAGCGAUGGAGGAAUGGGCCAACUUUUCUCUCCGCCUCCUGGAACAUGCCGUUGGUGUAGUGGCUUCCUCCGUUCUUCUGCACGAUUCGGUGGAUCUUCUGCAGCAGCUGAGCGACCUGGGAGCGAUCUGCGGACUUGUUGUUGAAGACCUGCUGGUCUCCAUGAGUGAAGAGCACCAUGCUGUACCUGUCAGCUGCUGGACCGAACAUCUCUUGGAUCUUCCGCACCGUCUGCUGCUCUUCAGCCGUGAACCUUCCCAGCUUGACCACCACCAGGAAGACGAACUCCUGGAAGCUUCCCUCCAGCAGGUCUCCGCUGGUGAAGAGCACCAUGCUGUACCUGUCAGCUGCCGGCCCAAGCAUCUUCUGAAUCAUCUGAAGCGUCUGCUGCUCUUCAGCAGUGAACCGUCCGAGACUGAUGACCACCAGGAAGAUGUGAGGUCCGGAAUGGAAUUCCCCGUGGCACUCUUCCCAGUGCCGGUCUUCCCCAGCAACACUAUCCUCAUCUCCGCAGGGCGCGGCUCUGAGAAGAAAAAUGUGGAGGUUCUCUGCGUUGAGACCAAAGUCACCAAAAUUCGAGUGGAUCCAGUUGCAGCAGACUUGGCUACAGACCUUUCUCCCCCGUCUUCCACUGGACCUGGCUCUGACCUGACUCAAACAUGGACCUGGAGAGGGGACGAGAGGAAAUCGCUGCGAGGAUGGAAACAUGAGCAGCUUCUUCUGUGUCUCUCAGGCAUGACAGUGGAGCAGCUGAGGGCCCUGCAGCAGGAGGAGCACAGCAGCUUCUUCGUGACCAAUGACCAGGUGAUGAGGAUGGUGCUGGUGGGGAAAACCGGGAAUGGGAAGAGUGAAACUGGGAAUGUCAUUCUGGGGGGGAAGUACUUUGAAUCCAAGUUCAGUGCCAGGUCUUUGACCAUCAACUGCUCCAAGGCAGAAGCCGAGGUGUGCGGGCAGAAGGUGGCCGUCAUCGACACCCCGGGGCUCUUCGACACCAGGUUCGGCAUGGGCCAGACCACCAAAGACAUCGGCCAGUGCAUCAGGUUCGCCUCUCCCGGACCUCACGUCUUCCUGGUGGUCAUCAGGCUGGGGAGGUUCACUGAUGAAGAGCAGCAGACGGUGCAGAAGAUCCAAGAGAUCUUCGGUCCAGCAGCUGACAGGUACAGCAUGGUGCUCUUCACUCAUGGAGACCAGCUACCAGGAAGCUUGGAGGAGUUCCUGAGUGAAAGCCCGGAGCUUCUGGAACUGGUGAGAAGAUGUAACGGCGAGUACCAGGUCUUCAACAACAAGUCCCCAGAUCGCUCCCAGGUCGCUCAGCUGCUGCAGAAGAUCCACCGAAUCGUGCAGAAGAACGGAGGAAGCCACUACACCAACGGCAUGUUCCAGGAGGCGGAGAGAAUCAUCGAGAGGGAAAAGCAGCGCAUCCUUGCAGAGAGAGCCGAGGAGAUGCGGCGAGAGAAACAGAAGGUUGAGGACAAAAUUAAAGCCAAAUUCAACCAGGAGAUGAAGAGAAAGGAAGCAGAGUUCAAGGCUGAACAGGAACGAGAGAAGCAGAGGCUGGAGACAGCGAUGAAGGAGGAAAGGGCCAAGCAUGAAGAGGAGCGACAGCGAGCCCAAAAACAGAGAGAGGAGGAGAUGAGAAAACUUGAAGAGGAGAAGAAGAGUCUGAAAGACAAGAUGGAUAAAGAAAUUGAAGACAAAAAGAAGCAGAUGGAGAAGGAGUACGAAGAAGCGGCGAGGAAGGAAGCAGAGAGCUGCUGCUAGAGAGCAACCCCUGCUGGUGUGUCUCAGGGAAUAAAGAUCGUUUUAGACAACUGGUGUGCUGCAUUAGUUAUAUCAAAUAAUAA
Messenger RNA from Synchiropus splendidus (mandarinfish), 3510 nucleotides. RefSeq lists its product as uncharacterized. The coding region runs from base 161 to 3427 and encodes 1088 amino acids. Lineage: Eukaryota; Metazoa; Chordata; Actinopteri; Syngnathiformes; Callionymidae. Gene Ontology annotation, molecular function: GTP binding. The record is from RefSeq and is a predicted model, not a curated record. The transcript has 14 exons.